AGCUGCUGCCGCCGCCCCCAGCUCCCCCGCCGCGGGGAGGGCUCCAGCCACUUAUCUCCAGCUUUGGGGUCAGAAAUUGCUGUAGAAGACUUGGUCAUUGCUUCCAGAGGGGCCCAAGAAAGGGAGGGGGCACCGCCUCCCCUACAGCAACUUCACCCACAAUGCAGAGCAUCAAGUGUGUGGUGGUGGGCGAUGGGGCUGUGGGCAAGACAUGCCUGCUCAUCUGCUACACAACUAAUGCCUUCCCCAAGGAGUAUAUUCCUACGGUGUUCGACAAUUACAGCGCCCAGAGCGCAGUUGAUGGGCGCACAGUGAACCUGAACCUAUGGGACACUGCGGGCCAGGAGGAAUAUGACCGCCUCCGCACACUUUCCUACCCUCAGACCAACGUCUUUGUCAUCUGUUUCUCCAUUGCCAGCCCGCCCUCCUAUGAGAAUGUGAGGCACAAGUGGCAUCCAGAGGUGUGCCACCACUGCCCUGACGUGCCCAUCCUCCUGGUAGGCACCAAGAAGGACCUGAGAGCCCAGCCUGACACCCUUCGGCGCCUCAAGGAGCAGGGCCAGGCGCCCAUCACACCCCAGCAAGGCCAGACGCUGGCCAAGCAGAUCCACGCUGUGCGCUACCUCGAGUGCUCGGCCCUGCAGCAGGACGGCGUGAAGGAAGUGUUUGCUGAGGCUGUCCGGGCUGUGCUCAACCCCACACCGAUCAAGCGUGGGCGGUCCUGUGUCCUCUUGUGACCCUGGCCCUCAGCUUAAAGGCUGCCCCUGCCCCCCCACCAGUUGUGCCUUGGCGCCUUGUCUGCCCCCAGCUGUGCCUUAAGGACUAAUUCUGGCACUCACUUGCCUGGGGAGCUCCUGGAAUGCCUUUUUCUCCUUAAGGAGGCCUACAGGGAAAGGGGCUUUGGGCCCUGCCCCAACCUGCUUGGGAACAUCAGGUAUUCUCAUGAGCUUACCCAGGCCAAGGUUGAUUCUCCCAAGAGGCCAACCCAGUGCCAUCCCUCCACUUUCCGCUACUGACCAGUUCAUCCAGCUUUCUACGACGUGCCUACUGUGGUGCCUCCUCUCAGGUUAGGGGCUCAGCCAUCUCUAACCUCUGCCCUUGCUGCUCUUGGAAUUGCCCUACCCCAAACCCCGAAGUGCUCUUCCCUUCAUCAAGGAAGGAACUAUAGACCUGAGAAGAUAAAUGUGCCCUAACCUGCUCAGUGUGUCCAAGCCUUACGCAUCUGCUGACUGACUCAGCCCCCCGUGCUCCUGGGGGCCUGUCCUACCCCCAUCAGCAUCAAUAAAACCUCCUGUUUUCAGUG
Dipodomys ordii (Ord's kangaroo rat) is the source of this 1303-nucleotide messenger RNA. RefSeq names its product ras homolog family member G (gene Rhog). The transcript has 3 exons. Gene Ontology annotation, biological process: regulation of actin cytoskeleton organization; cortical cytoskeleton organization; actin filament organization. Lineage: Eukaryota; Metazoa; Chordata; Mammalia; Rodentia; Heteromyidae. Bases 162 to 737 code for a protein of 191 amino acids. The record is from RefSeq and is a predicted model, not a curated record. Gene Ontology annotation, cellular component: plasma membrane; cytoskeleton; cell cortex. Gene Ontology annotation, molecular function: GTP binding; GTPase activity; protein kinase binding.